This is a messenger RNA of Aspergillus bombycis, 612 nucleotides long. RefSeq names its product putative NADH-quinone oxidoreductase Pst2 (gene pst2). Gene Ontology annotation, molecular function: NAD(P)H dehydrogenase (quinone) activity; FMN binding. The transcript is spliced from 4 exons. The record is from RefSeq and is a predicted model, not a curated record. Bases 1 to 612 code for a protein of 203 amino acids. Lineage: Eukaryota; Fungi; Ascomycota; Eurotiomycetes; Eurotiales; Aspergillaceae.
AUGGCUCCCAAGAUCGCUAUCGUUUACUACUCCAUGUACGGCCACAUCGCUCACCUGGCCGAAGCCGAGAAGAAGGGUAUUGAAUCUGCUGGCGGCCAGGCCACCAUCUAUCAGAUUGCUGAGACCCUGCCUGCGGAGGUCCUGGCUAAGAUGCACGCUCCUGCCAAGAAGGAUCAUCCCAUCGCCGACCCGGAGCUCCUCAAGGACUACGAUGCUGUGCUCUUCGGUAUCCCUACUCGCUAUGGUAACUUCCCUGCCCAAUGGAAGGCUUUCUGGGACCGCACUGGCGGCAUCUGGGCCACCGGUGGCUACUGGGGCAAGUAUGCUGGUCUGUUCGUCUCCACUGGUACCCUGGGUGGUGGCCAGGAAUCCACCGCCAUUGCUGCCAUGAGCACUCUUGCUCACCACGGCUUCAUCUACGUUCCUCUCGGCUACAAGACCAUGUUCGCCCAAUUGUCCAACCUCCAGGAGGUCCACGGUGGUAGCGCCUGGGGUGCUGGUACAUUCGCUGGUGCCGAUGGUUCCCGCCAGCCCUCUGCUCUCGAACUCGAGAUCGCCGAGGGCCAGGGUAAGGCCUUCUACGAGCACGUUGCUCGUGUCAACUUCGCUUGA